CCCUUAAACAACCCCCUCUCUCUUUUUAUCUGUUUCACCUUUUACUUUCUCUCUCUACAAAAAAAAUUUAAAGAGAGAGAAAGCAUCAUCAUUAUCACCAUCACGUCAUCGGAGAAACCAGAAAUUCAUAGAAUGGAGAAAAAUGGUAAUGGUGUGAGUGGAAAGAGAUUUGGGGUGUUGUUAUGUGCUGAUGAUUCAGACUAUGUGAAGAAAAUGUACGGAGGGUAUUUUGGGGUUUUCGUGAAGAUGUUGGAGGAAGACGGUGAGAUUUGGGACGUGUACAAGGUGGCGCGUGGAGAGUUUCCUAAGGAAGAAGAAUUGGCUCUUUACGAUGGUUUUGUUAUCACUGGCAGUUGCAGUGAUGCACAUGGAAAUGACACAUGGGUCUGUAAACUCCUCAAUCUGCUUAAGAAAUUGAACAACAUGAACAAAAAAAUCCUCGGCAUUUGCUUCGGUCAUCAGAUACUUGGUCGUGCUUUGGGAGGAAAGGUGACUCGGUCACCAACUGGCUGGGACCUUGGUGUCCGAAAAGUAACACUGUCAUCUUCAUUGCCAUCAUCUUUGUCUUCUCUUCAACUUCCUUCAAGACUCUCCAUUAUUGAGUGUCACAGGGAUGAGAUUCGAGAGCUACCUGCCAAGGCUGAAGUGAUUGCUAAGUCAGACAAGACUGGAAUUGAGAUGUUUAGAUAUGGAGAUCAUAUCAUGGGAAUUCAAGGGCACCCUGAGUAUUCUAAAGACAUUCUUUUCAAUAUUAUCGACCGUCUUAUUCAACGAAAUUUCAUCACGGAAAAUUUGGCUGUGAAAGCAAAGGAAAAGGCUGGAAUGUGGGAGCCAGAUAGGGAGGCAUGGAAGAAACUGUGCAUUACUUUUCUUAAGGGUCGUUAUUGUGAGAGAAAUGGUGUAGAAAAAAUCAGUAUUGGUGGUAUAUUAUGAAGUAGAAGAUAAUUAACUACUAUAGGUGUGGCACAUGCACCAGCUAGUAAGAUGCAUGUGUUGGUUUGGUAACAUUAAUUAGUGAUAGAACUAUAGGUGCAGUUUAUGCACCUUAAUUUGUAAAUAUUUAAUUUAAAUGUUAAUGAAAAAGCUUUUA
Molecule: messenger RNA, 1090 nt
Organism: Vicia villosa (hairy vetch)
Lineage: Eukaryota; Viridiplantae; Streptophyta; Magnoliopsida; Fabales; Fabaceae
Product: gamma-glutamyl peptidase 5-like
Exons: 4
Coding region: 133-933 (266 amino acids)
Cellular component (GO): cytosol
Source: RefSeq, a predicted model, not a curated record